UGCAUCAUGGGAAACGUGUCUUCUAUCAUUUUCCUAUGUUCUCUUUUACCCUCCCUUCAUUUUAUUGAGAGAACAACGCUUUAGAGACUCGAAAAUAAAUCCCAAAUUCAAAGCUGUUAUCUUCUGUAAAGUUUUGAGAGGUGAUCUCUUGAAGCCAUGGCCCGUACCAAGCAGACCGCCCGUAAAUCCACCGGAGGCAAAGCCCCUCGUAAGCAGCUGGCUACAAAGGCUGCCCGCAAGAGCGCUCCGUCUACCGGGGGCGUGAAGAAGCCUCAUCGUUACAGACCUGGAACCGUGGCUCUGCGUGAGAUCCGUCGCUACCAGAAGUCCACUGAGCUGCUGAUCCGCAAGCUGCCCUUCCAGCGUCUGGUGAGAGAAAUCGCCCAGGACUUCAAGACCGACCUGCGCUUCCAGAGCGCUGCCAUCGGAGCUCUGCAGGAGGCCAGCGAGGCCUACCUGGUGGGUCUGUUUGAAGACACCAACUUGUGCGCCAUCCACGCCAAGCGUGUGACCAUCAUGCCCAAAGACAUCCAGCUGGCCCGUCGCAUCCGCGGGGAGCGUGCUUAAGAUGCAUUCACGUUGAUCAUUUCCAUUUUCCUCACAUCCCCUCACCACACAUCUCCCUACAAUCUUUACUUGUAGUUUGGUUUGAGGUUCUAUAUACUCUUGAUUGUGUUAACUGUAAACUGUGCCGUCACGUCACCUUUGGUGCUACUAGUAGCAAAGUCUGCUAUAGAAUAGUGUUAAUUAUGUUUAAAUGGCAUGGUAAUAAAACAACACACUAGGCCUACUUAAAUCCAACUAACCAGCUCCAGAGGACUAUUAUUGUCCUUAUGGUGGAGUUGUUAUCAAGAAAAGAAGACUGAGAAAAGUUUGGGUUCUCCAAUUAGCAUAGGAAAUGGCAUUUUCAGUCUACAUUGGUAUGGUUGAUUGAUAUUAUCAUCUAACAUUGUGGUAUUUCCUUAAGAGAUUUGGUGAAACAAAGUGUUUUCUAUGACAUUGAUGUAUUUCUACUGUUAUUGUAUAAGCAUAGAAAAUUACAAAAAUAUCAUUCUGGCUGCCAAUUUGAAAUGUCAUUGUUGUGUAAUGGCACCGCAUGCUUUGGUAGACUAAAAGCGGCAUAUAUGUAGCAGACAGACCUUUGUUGAUGGUUCAUUUUUCAGCCUUGUUAUAUCCAGGUUAUGACUUAUGGUUUCUCUCUCAGGUUGAUAUAACCUUUGAUUUUUUUUUACUACUGUUUUUGAUUUAUGUAGUCUUUUUUAAUUUUACAAAUAUUUGUACUCAAAUUCAUGCGCAAAUAUAAUAAACAUAAUCUUGUGGUUAAAAAAUUCAUUGCAAAUA
Gadus macrocephalus (Pacific cod) is the source of this 1341-nucleotide messenger RNA. Its product is annotated as histone H3.3A. The transcript has 4 exons. The record is from RefSeq and is a predicted model, not a curated record. Gene Ontology annotation, molecular function: structural constituent of chromatin; protein heterodimerization activity; DNA binding. Lineage: Eukaryota; Metazoa; Chordata; Actinopteri; Gadiformes; Gadidae. Gene Ontology annotation, cellular component: nucleosome. The coding region runs from base 157 to 567 and encodes 136 amino acids.